AUGGCCAUGGGCAAAAUUCACUACUUUUUCUUGCUAAAAUUUAGCAUGGUUUUCCUAGCAGUGGGGGCUGCCAGCAACAGUAAUAUUACUACGGAUCAAUCAGCGCUUCUUGCGCUUAGAGAUCGCAUGAUCACUUCAUCAGAACCUCAAGAAAUCUUGGCAAAAAACUGGUCAGUCACCUCCUCCGCCUGUGAUUGGAUGGGUGUCACCUGCGGCCCUCGACACCGUCGGGUGACUGCCUUAAAUAUCUCAAACAUGAAACUUACUGGCGACUUGCCUCCUCAACUUGGGAAUCUAUCUUUUCUAGUUUCCCUUGACCUCAGCAGCAACAAUUUCCAUGGAGAACUGCCUCGUGAGUUAGCUCACCUGCGGAGAUUAAGAUACCUCUAUCUUGGGAUCAACAAUCUUGGUGGAGAGCUUCCCUCCUGGUUUGGUUAUUUACACAAACUCCAACAGCUGACUCUAAGCAAUAAUAGCUUUUCGGGUUCUCUCCCGCCUUCCAUCUCUAACAUGUCAAAAUUGGAGAGUCUAUGGCUGACAGACAAUUCCAUUGAGGGGACCAUUCCAAUAGAAUUUCAGAAUCUUCAUAGUUUGAAAAUUUUGAUUAUUGAUAGGAAUCAGCUUUCGGGUCCUUUGCCUCUCCACACUUUCAAUAUUUCCUCAUUGCAAAUCAUUUCUCUAUUCCAAAACAGCCUAUCUGGCAUUCUUCCAGACACCAUCUGUCACGCACUUCAUAAACUUACAUAUCUUGGUCUGGGAGGCAAUAAUUUGAUUGGCCAAAUACCUUCAACAUUGUCUCAGUGUUCCAUGCUCCAGACGCUUGCCUUGCCUCUGAACUAUUUAUGGGGACCCAUACCUAAGGCAAUUGGGAACUUGACAAUGCUCGAGACACUAGCCCUGGAGUCCAACAAUUUAACAGGUGCAACUCCAAAUGAGAUAUGGAAUCUAACUAUGUUGACGGGUUUAGAUUUUAGCAACAACAAAUUAACUGGUGGAAUACCCGAAAAGAUUGGGAACCUUCACAGAUUGGGGCAGCUUUAUUUAGACAAUAAUACAUUAUCGGGUUUUAUACCUACAGCAAUUUUCAAUAUUUCAUCUCUCCAAUAUAUUGCACUCGACCAGAACAAAUUCUCAGGAACAAUUCCUUUGACAAUGAGCAAUAAGCUGAGCAAUCUGAAGUUUCUUUCUCUCCAACAGAAUCACUUGACUGGAAUUAUACCUACCUCCAUCUCAAAUGCUUCAAAGCUCGUUGCUUUGUCGCUUCAUGAUAAUGAGCUCACCGGUUCAAUCCCCAACUCUUUAGGAAGUCUAGGAAAGCUAGAAUUGCUAAACUUGGAUUUCAACAGGCUGUCAGGUGAAUCCUCAUCUCCAGAAUUAAGCUUUCUCACUUUCUUGACGAGUUGCAGAUCCUUGAAAUAUUUAGUAGUGGGAUACAAUCCUCUGAAUGGUUUCCUUCCAGCUUCCUUCUCUAACCAUUCAACCUCUCUUGUAUACUUUACUGUAAGCAAUUGUAAAAUCAAAGGAAACAUCCCAACUGGAAUCGGCAAUUUGAGCAGUUUACUGCAUCUAGAUUUUUCAGGUAAUGAAUUGGUUGGAUCUAUCCCCAAAAGUUUCAAUAGGUUGAAAAAUCUUCAGGUGUUCUACUUGGGCAUCAAUCAAAUAAGGGAUGUCUUGAAUAUUUUCUGUGAACUACAUAGCUUGGGGUUGUUACAGUUGAGCCAAAAUCAAUUUUUUGGUGGGAUUCCAGAAUGCUUAGGAAAUAUGAUAAAUUUGACUCAGAUUUUUUUGGAUUCCAACAACUUGACUUCUAUGAUACCUGCCAACCUAUUGAGCAUGAAAAAUCUCCAAGUUCUCAACCUUUCAUUAAAUUUCUUGAGUGGUUCGCUACCUCUAGAGAUCGGGAACCUCAAAGCGGCAUACAAUUUGGAUCUCUCAAUUAAUCAAUUGUCAAACAUUAUUCCUACUACUAUUGGAGAGCUGCAAGCUUUACAGAAUUUUUCAUUGGCAAAAAAUAAUCUGCGGGGCUCUAUACCAGAAUCAGUUAGCAAUAUGGUCAGCUUGGAAUUCUUGGACCUUUCCCACAAUAAUCUCUCUGGUGUGAUACCCAAGUCAAUGGAGGCACUCAAAAAUCUUAAGGAAUGCAAUGUUUCUUUUAAUAGAUUAAGCGGCGAAAUUCCUCAAGGUGGUCCCUUCAGAAACUUUACAGGUCAAUUUUUCAUUAACAAUGAAGCACUCUGUGGUGACUCAAGGCUUAAUGUUCCACCAUGUCAGCGUAAUUCAACUAGAAGGUCAACUAAAAGGAAGGUGCUUCUACUUGUCAUUAGUCUGUCAGGAAUUGCAGCAAUACUGAUAAUAGCAAUUGGAGCAAUAUUGACUCUAAGGAGGCUGAAGAAACGAAAAGGUUUAGGUGGAACAGAGUUGAUGUUAGUGGCAAAAUAUGAAAGAUUUUCAUACUAUGACCUUUUGCAGUCAACUGAUAACUACAAUGAAAGCAAUUUGCUUGGAGAAGGGAGCUUUGGUUCUGUUUACAAAGGGAUCCUAAGUGAUGGCAUUGUUGUGGCUGUCAAGGUAUUCAACUUGCAAGUGGAAGGUGCAUCAACAAGUUUUGAUAGAGAAUGUGAGAUACUAAAGAGUUUACGCCAUCGAAAUCUUACAAAGGUGCUCGGCAACUGCUCCAACCCUGAUUUUAAAGCCUUGGUACUCAAAUACAUGCCAAAUGGGAAUCUUGAGAAGUGGUUGUACUCCCACAACCAUUUUUUAGAUCUGUUUCAAAGAGUAAACAUAAUGAUUGAUGUUGCUUGUGCAUUAGAAUAUCUCCAUUAUAGUUAUUAUACUCCCGUGGUACAUUGUGACCUGAAGCCUAGUAACAUCUUGCUUGAUGAAGAUAUGGUUGCUUCUGUAAGUGACUUCGGUAUCACAAAAAUGUUUGGCGAAGGAGAAAGUAUAUUGCAUACCGUCACCCUGGCAACACUGGGAUACAUUGCACCAGAGUAUGGAUCCGAGGGAUUAGUUUCGAGAAGAAUCGAUGUUUAUAGUUUCGGAAUAGUUCUGAUGGAAACUUUUUCGAGAGUGAAGCCUAGCGAUGAAAUGUUUUCAAGUGAUUUGAGCCUUAAAAGCUGGGUAGAAGAUUCUCUUCCUAAUGCACUUCAGGUCAUUGACGCAAACUUAAUAAGGCCAGAGGAUGAACAUUUCACUGGCAAGCUGAAGUGUGUUAUAUUGAUUCUGAAAUUGGCUUUGAACUGCUGUAGAGAAUCUCCAGGAGAAAGGAUGAACAUGAAAGAUGUUUUAGCAGAAUUGAAGAAUAUUAAGCGCCAGCUUCUUAUGACACAAACUGUCAGACCUCGAGUGGACCAGAUACGUUUUUUACCACAUCAAACAGAUAUUGCUGUAUAGUUCUGAAGCUUGAUUUAUUGUGCAUGCUGGAUUCCAUAGUUUUCACCUACAUCACAUUUGGACUUUCAGUUAGAUUCCAUAGGUUUCUCCUACGUCAUAUUUGGACUUUCAGUUAUGGAUCACAUUGCACAGCUUUUUUUUUUUUUUUUUUGGCUUUUCGUUUUCUAUCUUUUAAUUCUGACUAAUUUCUUGGAUACAUUUUGAGGACCUGACUAUGUAUCUUUUAAUCUUGAUCUUGAAUUAAGAUUGCAAAAUGAUGAGAGCGA
Molecule: messenger RNA, 3659 nt
Organism: Coffea eugenioides
Lineage: Eukaryota; Viridiplantae; Streptophyta; Magnoliopsida; Gentianales; Rubiaceae
Product: LRR receptor-like serine/threonine-protein kinase EFR
Exons: 5
Coding region: 1-3393 (1130 amino acids)
Biological process (GO): protein phosphorylation
Molecular function (GO): receptor serine/threonine kinase binding; protein kinase activity; ATP binding
Source: RefSeq, a predicted model, not a curated record